UCUAGCGGUGCGCACCCACUACUUUCGCGCCAUGCGCGGCUCCUCUCCUUCACAUCGUGGAAUGACGAUCUUGGCCUACGACCUGCAUCAAAGGGUUCCAGCAGAUCGAUGGUGCGUCACGUACCCAGGAUCUCCUUCAGAGGAUGUAUCCGAAUUGCGAGAAUUUGAGGUACCCACUGUCUAUGGACGAACCCAUUGCAAAACCUAUCUAGGUGAAUAUGUUUCUUGUUCCAAAGCUCCUGAGACAAAUCCAAGGUAUCAAGACUUGGCUUUCUUGUGCCGAGAGGUUUGCUCUGCCCUUCGCUGUGGCCAGAUUCUGCCCGGGGCGGAGGAUGAUGCGUCAGAGGCCUAUGGGCCCAGCAUCUACACGGUGAAUGAGCAGUAUAUCAAGCCGGUGACGCAACAGGCAGGUAAGAUGAGUUGGGCAUUGAUGCGACAUCCAGAUGGCUUGGAAUGCGAGCUGUUCAUCAGCCAUGCUUGGCAGGAAGGUGUCUUCGAGUUUCUGGCCAAAGUGAGGCACAGUUGGCCAAGGAGUGUGCAAACUGCUUGGUGCUGCAUGCUGGCUAACCCUCAGAACUUAGACAUCUCAUCCUUUCUGCAGUCACCCAAGACUUCGCCCUUUGCAGUUGCAUUGGAGGCUUCCAAAGUGAUGCUGGUGGUCUUAUGGGCUUUGAUGUGGUUGGUUUUAGCUGCUAUGUUUGGCGCGGCUAGUGGUAUUAUGUCCGCAUUUCUGAAGGUCCGUGAGACCUUCAUAGUUCCGGCGCUCACGAUCCUGGCUUGUGGCCUCAGCCUCGUGAUCUACAACGACCUGCUGCGAAGGGUUUUGCAUUUUGUUGGUGUCAUGCUGUGUUGGACCUGCGUGAUGCACAAUUUUGGUGGUGUUUUUGGUGAGCAUGCUGAGAAUUACUACAAGGGUGAAGGUGUUCCGCACGAAGCUCUUCGCCUAGUGCGGCGCUGCUAUUGGCUGCUGACUUCGGUGGCUUUCUGUGUCAUGGAGGUGGACCGCAUCAAUGGAAGGUCCACUAUCUCUGAAGCAGAGGAGCUUCGACAAGGGUAUGAAGGUUCCAUUCAGCACGCCAAAUGCUCGCAAGAAGCGGACGCUGCCAGCAUCCGGAGAGAAAUCGGUGACAAGGUGGAACAAGUCGACCAUGCCAUUCAUGUCCUGAUGGCAGCUGGAAUGUCAACACCAGCACUCAGGGACAUAGCCCGCUCAGUGGAUAUCGAAUAUGCAGCAUUUGCAGAGAUGACAGGGGCAAUGUUCUUGCUCGGCCCGUUUGCCACGAAUGCCAUCGCCAUGAACGUUGUCUGUUUUUUCUACAACCUGCAUCUGUGGUAUUCCUCGGUUCUUGGUAGCGCGUCCGUCCUUGCACGGCUCAUUCUGUUCUAUUUGCUCUGUCAAAGCGACUGGGACGAACAACGCUUCAUUCUGAAGGUCAUGAACAAAUUUCUUUUUGUGGCAAUGCUGUGCUGGAUAUGUUUAGGGGCUUCUUUUUGGUCUUUUGACAUGAGUGUCACGGCUGUAUCGAAUAUUCCGGAUCUUUGGCUUCUCAUUGGAGACUCCUGUUUGCUGGCCAUGCUCUUGUUUGCACUCCUGGGGAUUAGAGGAACUGCCAAACUUCCAUUUGGCUUCAAGAUCCUUCAGUUUUUCUUCAGUAGGGGAAGCAACAAAUGGAGUGCAUUGAACCUAUGCGUCCGACGCAAGCACGCGGCAUUUGACCUUUCCACUUCUGGCGACGAGUCUUCCGACACAAAUUCUGACACCUCCGGAAGUGGCUCAUGA
This is a messenger RNA of Cladocopium goreaui, 1780 nucleotides long. The record is from the annotation of a GenBank genome assembly. Lineage: Eukaryota; Dinophyceae; Suessiales; Symbiodiniaceae.